GCACAAAGAUCAUAAACUAAAGAGCCUUCCUAGUAAUCACUUGCUAUCAAGAUGGAAAGCUUUACAUCCACCAUCCUUUCCCUACUUCUCUCCACCGUUUUCUUCCCUCUCUCUUUCCUUCUCUUCAAACUCAUCCGCCGCCGCGCCGCCGCCGCCGCCCUCCCGCCGGGAAAGACGGGGUGGCCCAUUAUAGGGGAGAGCCUCGAGUUCCUCUCGGCCGGAUGGAAAGGCCACCCGGAGAAGUUCAUCUUCGAUCGGAUCACUAAGUACUCUUCCCUCGUCUUCAAGACUCACCUUUUUCGCGAAAAAACAAUUGUAUUUUGCGGCCCGGCCGGGAACAAAUUAUUGUUUACGAGCGAGAAGAAGCUCGUCCAAGUGUGGUUUCCGUCUUCUUUCAACAAGAUCUUCCCGUCAUCAUCGAACCAAACUACACCGAAUGAAUUGGCACUCAAUGUGAGAACAAUGCUCCCCAAUUUCCUCAAGCUCGACGCCCUCCAACGGUACGUCAGCGUAAUGGAUAAUGUCACCCGGCGACACUUUGAGGAUCGAUGGGAGAAAAAUGAAAAAGUCGUGGUUUUACCUCUUGUAAAAAACUACACUCUCGAGCUCGCUUGUAGGCUCUUUAUCAGCAUCGAGGAUCCAUGUGAAGUCGAGAGGCUUUCGAAGCCAUUGAAUGUUUUGCUCUCGGGCCUUUUCUCGAUCCCCAUCGACCUUCCCGGAACAACAUUUAACAAGGCGAUUAAGGCCUCGGAUUUCAUCCGGAAGGAGUUUGUUUCCAUAAUUAAGCGCCGAAAAAUUGAUCUUGUACAGGGGAAGGCGACGCCUACACAGGACAUUCUGUCACACAUGCUUACGACCAAGAACGAGAACGGCAGCGAAUCGUCCGUCGCGGACAGGAUUUUGGGAAUGCUAAUCGGUGGCCGGGACAAUGUCGCCUCGGCAUGUACUUUCAUCGUCAAGUAUUUGGCAGAGCUGCCCCAAGUGUACGAGGGAGUGUACAAAGAACAAAUUGAAAUUUGUAAUUCGAAAGCUCCCGGGGAGCCUCUGAACAAGGAAGACAUUCAGAAGAUGAAAUAUUCGUGGAACGUAGCCUGUGAAGUGUUGAGACUCGUACCACCCACCCAAGGAACUUUCAGAGAAGCCAUAGCUGAUUUCACAUACAAUGGAUUCUCCAUACCCAAGAAAUGGAAGUUAUAUUGGAGCAUUAAUUCAACACAUAAAAAUUCAGAAUUUUUUCCGGAGCCACAGAAAUUCGAUCCUUCAAGGUUUGAAGGAUCAGGGCCAGCUCCGUACACGUUCGUGCCAUUUGGUGGCGGUUCAAGAAUGUGCCCCGGGAAUGAGUAUGCCCGUUUGGUCAUACUAGUGUUCAUGCACCACCUCGUGAUGAGGUUCCGGUGGGAGAAAAUCAUUCCCGAUGAGAAAACCAUUGUGGAUGGUGUGUCUGUUCCCGCCAAGGGUCUUCCCGUACGGCUCUUUGCCAACAAAGUUUGAGAUGUUCUUCUUGUUUUAAUUUGAUCUUUUAAUUCAUAUGUCAUGCAUGGUGCAUUGUACUAUAAAUAAAUUUAUGAAUGUAUAUAUAGUUUACUAAACAAAAUUUGCUAUGGAAGGUUUUUAAAUAA
Molecule: messenger RNA, 1619 nt
Organism: Andrographis paniculata
Lineage: Eukaryota; Viridiplantae; Streptophyta; Magnoliopsida; Lamiales; Acanthaceae
Product: beta-amyrin 28-monooxygenase-like
Exons: 3
Coding region: 52-1491 (479 amino acids)
Biological process (GO): sterol metabolic process
Molecular function (GO): heme binding; oxidoreductase activity, acting on paired donors, with incorporation or reduction of molecular oxygen; iron ion binding
Source: RefSeq, a predicted model, not a curated record